CGGUAGGACAUCGUUAGUAAAUCAUAUGUUUUGACUUUUCGUGUGUGUUUGUAAAUACGUUCAUGUUCUUUAACUGUACUGUGAAUUUUCUUUUGAAUGUCUGAUAGCGAAUUUGAUUCAGCCACAGAAACCACCGGUUUAAUGGAUGCACAUGUUGGUCAGAGCAGAAGCGAGAUUUCUGGUGAAAGACCUGGCAGACGACAAAAGAGAAGACGGAGCACAGAGCGUCGGACUGCUAACGAAGACGAGAAUGGUGCAAUUCCCGAAGUCAUCAUAGCCUCUAGUUCAGCAGGGAGUCCGUCUAAUGGCGAAUGGCCUAGCGAAGAAGAAGAAGAGCUAAAAUAUGGGGCAAAACAUGUCAUUAAGUUAUUUGUCCCGGUUUCACUAUGCAUGUUGGUUGUCGUUGCUACCAUCAGUUUUGUCAACUUCUACACAAUCAAGGAUUUAUACUUGCUUUAUACCCCAUUUCAUGAAGAUAGUCCUCAUGCGAGUACCAAAGCAUGGAAUGCUGUUGCAAACUCUUUAAUAUUGAUGGCUGUUAUUGUGGUGAUGACAGUUCUUCUGAUUGUUCUAUACAAGAAUCGUUGUUACAAGGUCAUACAUGGAUGGUUGAUAGUGUCUUCAUUAAUGCUGCUGUUCAUUUUUUCAUACAUUUAUCUUGAGGAAGUUCUUAGAGCUUUCAAUGUGCCAAUGGAUUACAUUACCCUUGUUUUCCUUAUGUGGAACUUUGGUGUUGUUGGGAUGAUAUGCAUCCACUGGCGAGGUCCUCUGCGUCUUCAGCAAGCAUAUCUCAUAUUUGUUGCUGCUCUUAUGGCACUGGUGUUCAUCAAAUACCUACCGGAGUGGACAACUUGGGUUGUAUUGGCAGUAAUUUCAAUCUGGGAUCUGAUAGCAGUUUUGAGCCCAAAAGGACCACUCCGCAUACUAGUUGAAACAGCACAAGAGAGAAAUGAGCAAAUUUUUCCUGCACUGAUUUACUCUUCAACCAUACUGUACAGCUAUGUGGGUGUUGCUGAUGGCGGAGAUGCUCAGGAACCUACAACUCACCAGCCUCAGCAACAGCAACAGCGGACAUCUUCAAGUGAUAAAUCUAAUUUACCACACAGACGGAGACAAGCAACACCUGAAGGAAAUGACUCAGCUGAUGGUUUUUCAAGAGAGUGGGCUGAAACGAGAGAGCAGCGAAUCCAGCAAAGGCAACGUGAAAUGAGAGAAACGUCAGGAGGGAGAAUACCAGACUACCAAGCCAUAACACAACCUGCUGACACUCACCAAGAAUCUGCAGAAGAGGAGGAGCGAGGUGUUAAGCUGGGCUUAGGAGACUUCAUUUUCUACAGUGUUCUUGUUGGGAAAGCUUCAUCAUAUGGAGACUGGAAUACAACACUUGCUUGUUUUGUCGCAAUUCUCAUUGGCCUCUGUCUCACAUUGUUGCUGCUUGCAAUUUUCAAGAAGGCAUUGCCUGCUCUUCCAAUUUCUAUUACAUUUGGUCUAGUUUUUUAUUUUACAACACGUGAAAUUGUCAAACCAUUUGCCGACAGUCUGGCCAGUGAGCAGGUGUUUAUUUAGUCCACAGGUCUUUACCAUGUUCACCUCUUUAAGUAAGUGUUUGGAUGUGGUCCGACAGAUGCUGAAACCAGCUUGAGAGUGUUGCUUACUUGGAUGGAACCCCUGUCACCAGACCAUGCAAACUGAUCUAUAGUCUGUGAUAAUGAAACUGUUGCAUUCACUUGUCUUUGUUACCAUAAUUUUUGGCAGCUUGAUAUAUCUGAAACUCAGUAGCUAGAGAUGGGACUUACAUAUGUAUAUUACAACAUGCAACAAUUUUUUAUACUUCAUUUGCUAACUUAUACUAAAGCCAAAUAUAAAUAAAAUUUUAAAGUUGAAAAAUAGGUCAAAUCUUACAUGUAACUCUAGUAACUAAUUGAUAUUGAUCCUCAAGUAUCAUAGUUGAUCAAAACAUCAUGAAGAACAGUUGUUUAGUAUUUUUCUUUUGUGUAAUUAUGAAGUGUGAAUGAAAUUCUUGGAGUCUGACGUGUACGUUAUUUUGAAUGGAUGUGUUCAUUAACAAAUAUAACCUCAUGAACAAAUGUUACAUUAAGUUACUUAAAAAAUUUCUGUUAAGGUACGGCCACUUUAUAAUCAGGCCUACCCGUUUUACAUGCAGCUUAUACUGCAGUAUUUGAUGAAAGAUAAUGGAUAAGUUAAAUUCUGUCCAGACACUUAUUGAAGUGAAAAAAGAAACUAAAAAGCACAUAAAAGAUGUGUAAAGUCUUUAGAUAAAUUGUUUGUUGUUUGGGAUGGACACCACAUGGAAAAGUUGACAAUAUCAAGGUUUCAGAGUGAGUGGUUGCCUCUUAUGGUUCAGAGAGCAGACAAAAAUCUAUGAAAGUAAAAAGAAAAUCUACUCAGUAAUAUAAUUUUUUCGGCACUAUGGAAAAGAGACAUGGGAUGAAAUAGGUUUAAUUGGUGAAACAUUACAAACAAAAUUCAAAUUGCUGUGACACUGAAUGACAAAUUUUCCCAUGUGCUUUCCAUUUCUUUAAAUUUCUUCUGUCCUGUUUAGUUCAGUAUUUAUCUACUCAGGAACCAGGACUUUUGCCUGGUGCCCUGUGCAGUCCCCACUCUCCUCCCACCUCUCAAGACCAUAUUUUUAAUUAAUAUAUAAAAGACACUGCCAGUUUCUUGAUGUGGCUAUUACCCUCAACAUCAGUUAAUUAGUUAGUUGUGGAGUUAAAAUGUCUACUUGUAGUGUAAUAUUUAUUGGAAGAAUCACUGACAAGGAGACCUCGUGCUAAUCGGAUUUUUAUAACUUUUUAUAUUUGUGGUACAUGAAGUUCAGAACUCAAAUAUCAAUUUCCCAAAGCAGUUCAGUGCAACCCCCCCCCCCCCUGCCCCCCCCCCCCACCCCCCCCCCCCCCCCCCCCACACAAAAAUGGUCAAGAAAAUUGACUUUGAAGUUUUCUGAUCAUCAUUAAUAUGCUAAAUUAAGGUCAAUUCUUAUACAGGAAGCACGGUAGCGUGCUUGCCUGCUGUGUAGGGGGCAUGGGUUCGAUUCCCAACAGUUUCAAAUUUUUAAACAAAGUUGUGUGUUCUUCAAAUACUUCCAUGAAGUGUAAAAUACAUAAAGAUGGGGAAACAAUCAAUAACAUUGAGAUUAAUUGCUUGAUCGGCUCUCAUUUGUAAUUCCUUUUUCAUUUAGUUCAAAUACGUAUGUCAUUUAAAUACAAAAGUUGUCAGAUAUAUGCUGGUUAACACAUAUAUAUGUCUCAUUUUUAUGAAAAAUUCAUGUUUUUCUUAUUGCUAAUGACAUAUCACUUACAAAAUCCAGUUUUUAUAGCAAAUAUAAAUUCUUAUUACCAAUCUUUUAUAAAAAUUGAUAAUCAGCAAUAUUUAAAUUUAAAAACAACAUUACAAAUUAUUUUUUGAACUGCUUUGAUCAAUUUAUAUUUGAGUUCCAAGCUUCACCUAUUCUAAAUAUAAAAAUUUACAAAAAUCUAAUUGGCAUGUGAUGUCCUUGUAAGACUGUAGUUCCUAACAUUUAAUUUGAACAACUCAAAUUUCAUAAAAAAUACAAUUACUGUAUUUAUUUUGUUCAUAUUGCAUGUACAGUUUUAUAUAUUUUUAAUAAUAGAAUUUAUAAUACAUAAAAUCAGUUGCAUAUUUAUUGUUGUACUUCUUUUCAUUACCACAUUAACAUUGCUGCACCCCUGCAGUGCUAUUGUUUUAUGAAAGAUCUGAUGUUAUAGUAUCAAAUCUCCUCUUUACAGGGCAGAAAAUAGCUUUGGUUACAUAUGAUUCAAUUUUAAACAGAAAAAAUAUUGUUUGAAUUUUUAGUUAAAAACAAGAGUUUACUCAGGAAUACAAUAACUUUUAGGAAGUUGUGAAAUGUGCUAGAGAAGAUUGGAAAUGAGAUGUCAGCAGUGAAACUGUUAGUGUAGUACUGACAACUUUUUUAAAUCUGGAUUUGUUUUUAUUUUCAAUUUUUUAUUGAACUGCCAUAAAAAUUUCAAAACUUGUUAACUUUGAUUUAUGAGAACCAAUAAUAUACCUUGAUUAUUAGAA
This is a messenger RNA of Schistocerca americana (American grasshopper), 4062 nucleotides long. RefSeq names its product presenilin homolog (gene Psn). Lineage: Eukaryota; Metazoa; Arthropoda; Insecta; Orthoptera; Acrididae. The transcript has 11 exons. The record is from RefSeq and is a predicted model, not a curated record. Bases 97 to 1566 code for a protein of 489 amino acids. Gene Ontology annotation, cellular component: nucleus; cell surface; lysosomal membrane. Gene Ontology annotation, molecular function: aspartic endopeptidase activity, intramembrane cleaving. Gene Ontology annotation, biological process: protein processing; amyloid-beta metabolic process; calcium ion transport.